Molecule: messenger RNA, 3348 nt
Organism: Coregonus sp. 'balchen'
Lineage: Eukaryota; Metazoa; Chordata; Actinopteri; Salmoniformes; Salmonidae
Source: the annotation of a GenBank genome assembly
AUGAGGUUGAGUCAUGUUCAAGCAGGUGGCUAUCUCGUGGCCCCUGACCUGGAAGCCAGGGUCACAGUGGAAGUGGGCCUGGCCUCCGGGGUGGAUGUCCGUUACUGUCACACCCCCUCCCUCAGGAGAAAGAGGGAACGAGCAGGAGAGGAGGAAGGCUGUUGCAUGUAGGACAGAUUAAGGGAGUGAGAAAGAUGGAGGAAAGAGAGAGAGCUACAGAUGAAUUUCACAAAACAAGGCAGAAUGACGUGAACAAACCAUCACCCUCAAAGCGCUCACUGGGUGGAAUACGUUGAUAAUUUAUUCAUGCAAAAUUUGAGUUGUCUUUGUUUAAUUUUGUAUUAAACUAAAAUAAUCACCUCACAUUUUUAUGGUGUGCUUCCCCUCCUUGUUGUGGACAGCACCCUUAUAAGAACAUUGUAUUGACUCAAACAUUUUUCUUGGAAAAAGAAAAGACGCGACUCUGAAUUUACCUUGAUAGUGUAGGCUGAACAUGCCAUGAUCGGUCUGCCGGAGACUACGGUAGUAAAUCUGCACCUGAUUGGUUGAGCUUCGAAUCACCUGACCCUCACUCAUCAGGGUCUCAUUGGCUAAGAGUUCUGGUCCUGUCCCUCCAUAGCCAAGGAUAGUCAGGGACUCGUCCUUGGACAGGUUCACUUUCUUCACCUGGGGAGAGGGGAGAUGGUGGACAUCUAGUGACUCAUUUAGGAAUCAUUGAGGAGUAAAGAUGCCUAACAUUGGUUGCUAACCACAAGAAAGUCAAGUGUCAAAGUACAUUUGUGAUUGAUUCGACAUAUGCAUCGUUUACCGUGAAUGCAGUCUCCGCCAAUGCAGGGACAUUGCCUUUAAAAGGUGCAUAGCCGACAAAGCACGAUCAGAUUGAAUCCAGUGUCGAUCCGUAAGAAGGAAAAUAUCAAAAGAAACCACUAACCAAUAACAAUACAAUGAAGUUGUGUGCACUAACCCGAGUGAGCAAAAUAAAUAGAAACAAGGCGUCUGACGACGCUGCAGAGAGCAAAGCCACAAUUUCACAUCCACUCUUUAACCAUAGGUAAUGGUGAUGAUAAUGCAAAUAAUGUUUUACCUGCUCACCAUGUAUACAGUAUCAGUCAAAAGAUUGGACACACCUAAUCAUUCAAUGGUUUUUCUUUAUUUGUCUUUUUUUUUUACAUUGUAGAAUAAUAGUGAAGACAUCAAAACUAUGACAUAACACGUGUGGAAUUAUGUAGUAACCAAAAAAGUGUUAAACAAAUCAAAAUAUAUUUUAUAUUUGAGAUUCUUCAAAUAGCCACCCUUUGCCUUGAUGACAGCUUUGCACACUAUUGGCAUUCUCUCAACCAGCUUCACCUGGAAUGCUUUUCCAACAGUCUUGAAGGAGUUCCCACAUAUGCUGAGCACUUGUUGGCUGCUUUUCCUUCACUCUGACGCACGACUCAUCCCAAACCAUCUCAAUUGGGUUGAGGUUGGGGGAUUGUGGAGGCCAGGUCAUCUGAUGCAGCACUCCAUCACUCUCCUUCUUAGUAAAAUAGCCCUUACACAGCCUGGAGGUGUGUUGGGUCAUUGUCCUGUUGAAAAACAAAUGAUAGUCCCACUAAGCCCAAACCAGAUGGGAUGGCGUAUCGCUGCAGAAUGCUGUGGUUGCCAUGCUGGUUAAGUUUGCCUUGAAUUCUAAAUAAAUCACAGACAGUGUCACCAGCAAAGCACUCCCACACCAUAACACCUCCUCCUACAUGCUUUAUGGUGGGAACUACAAAUGCGGAGACUGGUAGUGUACAUUACUCAAAACUGGUUCUCCAAAAUGUCGAAUGGAUUUCACAUGAUGUAUACUGUUUGCUUGCAGAAGACUACAGAGGCGAAGUGGCUACUCUUAGCAAACAGGUAGCAAACCUACACAAGCUACUGGGGAAUCCACGCCUUCCUACUUUUUCUUUUCCUUCUACCCCAGUAGCGGACGCCGCUCUGGCCUGGUGGAAGUGUCGCCGCCGUGUCGGCUCUCCACAGCUGACUGGCCAGUCCUCUGCAGGGAUCCCUCUCAGAAUGGGUCUCUCCCAAAUCAAAUCAAAUCAAAUGUUAUUGGUCACAUGCGCCGAAUACAACAGGUGCAGACAUUACAGUGAAAUGCUUACUUACAGCCCUUAACCAACAGUGCAUUUAUUUUAAACAAAAAAAGUAAAAAUAAAACAACAACAAAAAAAGUGUUGAGAAAAAAAAGAGCAGAAGUAAAAUAAAGUGACAGUAGGGAGGCUAUAUAUACAGGGGGGUACCGUUGCAGAGUCAAUGUGCGGGGGCACCGGCUAGUUGAGGUAGUUGAGGUAAUAUGUACAUGUGGGUAGAGUUAAAGUGACUAUGCAUAAAUACUUAACAGAGUAGCAGCAGCGUAAAAAGGAUGGGGUGGGGGGGCAGUGCAAAUAGUCCGGGUAGCCAUGAUUAGCUGUUCAGGAGUCUUAUGGCUUGGGGGUAGAAGCUGUUGAGAAGUCUUUUGGACCUAGACUUGGCACUCUGGUACCGCUUGCCGUGCAGUCUAUGACUAGGGUGGCUGGAGUCUUUGACAAUUUUGAGGGCCUUCCUCUGACACCGCCUGGUAUAGAGGUCCUGGAUGGCAGGAAGCUUUGCCCCAGUGAUGUACUGGGCCGUACGCACUACCCUCUGUAGUGCCUUGCGGUCGGAGGCCAAGCAGUUGCCAUACCAGGCGGUGAUGCAACCAGUCAGGAUGCUAUCGAUGGUGCAGCUGUAGAAUUUUUUGAGGAUCUGAGGACCCAUGCCAAAUCUUUUUAGUCUCCUGAGGGGGAAUAGGCUUUGUCGUGCCCUCUUCACGACUGUCUUGGUGUGUUUGGACCAUGAUAGUUCGUUGGUGAUGUGGACACCAAGGAACUUGAAGCUCUCAACCUGUUCCACUACAGCCCCGUCGAUGAGAAUGGGGGCGUGCUCAGGCCUCUCCCUUCCCUGGAGAAUGGAGUUGGUGGAUGUUCCUGUUCAGGAUCCUACCAACCAGCCAUGGAGAUAUGUCACUAGCCGUAGAAAUUGAAAACAGUUUCCUCUGGCAAUGGGGGCCUCCUUGGAGAUGUUAAGCCUGGACCGGACACAGACUAGAAACUUCUUCGCUGCCCUGGAUCCAGAGGUUCCAGCACCUUCUUCCCUGGGGGCUUCCGAUUUGAGAUUGGAUCUGGAGGUACCUGCGCCUUCGUCCUCUGUUCUGUCUCCCUCUCCGGUGGCUUCUACUUCGGGUUCAGAUCCACCGUGAGGCUGUCUGAGACUCCAGCCCAUUCAUCAUCCAUGAUGAUACUACAGCUGGCUCGGGUCCAUCAGGUCCUUCGGUCCUCAUGGGGUUUGCGAAAUCACUCAAAGUGA